UCUCGCCGUCUCAUCGCAAAACCCAGCGCCCCAAAGCGACCCCACCGAAGCGUCCCAGCCCGACCGGAAUGGCGAUGGCACCGUGCGCACCCGCCUCCGUCUCCUCCUUCCCCGCCCGCCCAGUGCGGGCCCCUUCCGCUGUCCGGCCGCGCGCCGCCGCGAUCCGCGCCACUGCGGCGGCGGCGGAGGGUGGCAGGUGGUGGGCGCCGCUGCUGGGGUGGUCGGGGAAGGCCGACUACCUUGAGGCCCCGGCCCCGGUGCCGGCGGUGCUGCAGGAUGACGACGCGGCCGCGGCGCGCAGGCAGUUCGUGGGGGGGCUGACGGAGGAGAAGGCCCGCCAGCUGCGGGCGCGGAUGGCGCAGACGGAGUCCUUCCACGACGCCAUGUACCACUCCGCCAUCGCCUCACGCCUCGCCCGCUCCGCCUAAACCGGCCGGCCGGCCGGCCAGCUGGCCGCCGCCGUAGAUCUAGAGCUCCGCCCGCUUUUGUGUAUACUGGUUUCGCCUUCAUUUUCGGGGAUGUCUUUGUUUCCACUACCCCAUUGUCGUCGUCGUCGUCGUGGAGCAGGAGGGGCAGGGAUCUGCUGGUUUUAUGAGGCGCCCUACCCCUCCCUCCCAUUGUCCACCGCGGCGGCCGCUCCGGGAUGUGCCCGAUCUGCGCAGAUCCGCGAAGCGUUGCUGCAACCUACUACUAUGUACUAGUACUGUUACUCUUCAAAGUUCC
Zea mays is the source of this 723-nucleotide messenger RNA. RefSeq lists its product as uncharacterized. The transcript has a single exon. Bases 69 to 428 code for a protein of 119 amino acids. The record is from RefSeq and is marked validated. NCBI's taxonomy places the organism in Eukaryota, Viridiplantae, Streptophyta, Magnoliopsida, Poales, Poaceae.